Bufo bufo (common toad) is the source of this 1583-nucleotide messenger RNA. It is a transcript of the gene QTRT1, whose product is annotated as queuine tRNA-ribosyltransferase catalytic subunit 1. The coding region runs from base 2 to 1192 and encodes 396 amino acids. Gene Ontology annotation, cellular component: cytosol. NCBI's taxonomy places the organism in Eukaryota, Metazoa, Chordata, Amphibia, Anura, Bufonidae. The transcript has 10 exons. The record is from RefSeq and is a predicted model, not a curated record. Gene Ontology annotation, molecular function: tRNA-guanosine(34) queuine transglycosylase activity.
CAUGGCGGCGCCCAGGGGACACGCGUUACUGCACCGGGUGUUGGCAGAAUGUCCGGUAACGAAAGCUCGGGCCUGCGAAUUGCUGUUACCCCACGGGCCGGUGAAGACUCCGGUGUUUAUGCCGGUGGGAACUCAGGGCACGAUGAAGGGGGUGACUGCGGAUCAGCUGCGGGACCUGGGCUGCCAGAUCUGUCUAGGGAACACCUACCACCUGGGGAUGAGGCCGGGUCCGGAGAUAAUGAAGAAGGUGAAAGGCCUGCACGGCUUUAUGGACUGGGACCGAAACCUUCUGACGGACAGCGGUGGCUUUCAGAUGGUCUCGUUGGUGGAGCUGUCCAAGGUGACAGAAGAAGGGGUGCACUUCACGUCUCCAUAUGAUGGGAAGGAGAUUCUCCUGACUCCAGAGAAAUCCAUUGAGAUCCAGAAUGCGCUGGGCUCUGACAUCAUGAUGCAGCUGGAUGACGUGGUGAGCAGCACCAUCACUGGUCCCCGCGUGGAAGAGGCCAUGUACAGGUCCAUCCGCUGGUUAGAUCGCUGCAUCACCGCCAAUCACAACCCGCAGAAGCAGAAUCUGUUUGCCAUCAUUCAGGGAGGUCUGAACGCUGAGCUGCGCAAGAAGUGUCUGGAUGAGAUGACCAAGCGAGAUGUUCCUGGCUUUGCCAUUGGUGGCCUGAGUGGAGGUGAGGAGAAGGACCACUUUUGGCGGAUGGUGACCCUCAGCACUGACUACUUACCCAAGGACAAACCUCGCUACCUUAUGGGAGUUGGAUACGCCACAGAUCUGGUGGUUUGCGUGGCUCUUGGGUGUGACAUGUUUGACUGUGUCUUCCCCACUAGAACGGCCAGAUUUGGGUCGGCGUUGGUUCCGUGGGGUUCUCUCCAGAUAAAGAGCAAACAGUUUGCCAAAGACUUCACUCCCAUAGACAAGGACUGUAAAUGCCCGACAUGUCAGAGAUAUUCCCGCGCUUACAUCCAUGCUCUCUUUAAAAGUGAUACCGCAGCGAUGCAUCACAUCACUAUCCAUAAUAUAGCUUACCAGUUGAAUCUGAUGCUCUCGGUGCGGGAUAGCAUUCUGAAUGGACGCUUCCCACAGUUUGUGCAGGAUUUCAUGAGGACCAUGUAUGGCACAAAGGACAAGUACCCACAGUGGGCCGUAGAUGCCCUACAGUCCGUCAGCAUCACCUUAGAGUGACGCCCAUAUAUAAAGACCCACAUUCCUUCUCCUGGAUCCCAGUGCCCACCCGCAAGGCUUGACGAUGCCAUCACUUGAGCAGAUAUGCCAGUGGAGCGUUGCUCAGUACUGCAGUGAUGGCAGCAGGCUCCGACGGAGGGCUUCUCUGCGAGAAAGCUGGGUUACAGUCAAUAUGGCUGCCUGGAUAGCACCCCGCUUUCUCAGAAACGGACGACCUGAAGGACUUGGAGGCUGUUUGAGGUCAUAGUGAUCACAAUUACAUGAAGAGCUUUACUUUCUCACUACAUCCCCUAUCCACCCGCUGUGCCCAGGCUGGAGAGGGUUAAUUCUCUAUUUUAUAACUUUUAAUCUGAUCACAAUUUUAAUAUUUUUUACAAUAAAACAGUUGGUG